ACCAAGGAAAAGAGGGUGUGACUGCUUGUCCAGGUUAGGUGCUCAAAGGGAACAGGGACGGAGGGGGCAGUUUCAGUUUCUUAAGCCUAAAUCUCCUCGGUGGGGCCACCAAGCAUCCAUGAAGCCCACCCUGAACAAUUUACAGAGAGGGCCAGAAGGCUCCGUCUUGCUCCCGAAGCGUCAGAUUAAAAUUAUUUGGAAGAUGCCCAACUAAAAUCAUUACAAAGCUAGAACACCUACCUUUGGAGAAAAACUAAAGCGCUGGAGAUUGUUCAGUUGACAAGAACAAAAAGCCUUAAAUUAUAAGCGUGAAGAAGACAGGCAAAGGAAAUGCCUUCGAGCCCACUUCUCUGCCACGGCUGAGCAUGUGAUUCAGGACGGACAAAAGGAACUGUCUCUCUGCCCGUGCUUUUGAAGCGUCCUGCUGCGAGGUACAACGGGGAGAUUUGCUUUUUAUCCCAGAAUGCAGCUUCUGGGAGAGAAACCGCACAAGCGCCCCUCGCUAAACCCGUUGCUUUUCCUUCAGCCUUGGUACGAAUCCUAGGAAACGGCAGAAGCCAGAUUCUCUUCCCUCUGCUGCCUCCUGGCCAAAGACCACAUGAAAAGUCCAGGGUGAAGCAGCCCGUUUUCCUCCCCGCCAUCUGAAAAGCAGAGGGCAAGCCUGGACUUGCCACUUUUCCCACUGUCGGCCACUUCGGACAUGACCAGGAAGCUGAGGACCGGCCACACCUUGGCAGAUACCAACGGGACGGAGGGGAGGAGAACGUUCCCGCUGCCUUGGAAAUGAUGGGUCAGCUGACCAGCUGCUCUCCUAGUAGCCCAGGAAACAGGAGCCUCGUCUGAAGCGCAGCUACCCAGGCCAGCCACCCCACUGGCUGCCUCCAGAGGAACAGGUCUCAGAAGCCCCAGGGAUGCUUUGAAAGGGCAGAGGGGGGCUCGGCAGUCUUUUGGGGUAGGAAGAGGGCCACUUCUGGCAGACUCCUGCGCUAUGGCUCCGGGAAAGAAGCGUCUUGGGGGCCGGGUAGUCGCUCAGGCUCAGAGUCUUAGCUCGGAGACCUACCUGCCUAAACUCCUAGAGGGGCUCCAGAGCCUGCGUUCCCAGAAUGCCCUGUGUGACGUGGUGCUGGAAGCCGAGGGCGCCCCGUUCCCCGCGCACAAAGCCGUCCUGGCCGUGGCCAGCAGCUAUUGCAAGGUGCGUUUUGCCGGGGAGGCGGCGAGCCAGGUGACUCAGCUCAAGCUGGCGCCACCGGUCACCGCCCGGGGCCUGCAGGGUGUCUUGUCUUUUGUUUACUCCAACCGACUGGAACUAACCCUGCAGACGGUGGAGGAGGUCUUCAGGGCGGCAGAGGCACUGCUGGUGCGCGAGGUGAUGGGCCUCUCCUUCCAGUUUCUGGAAGGAGCCUUGGACCGGGACACCUGCCUUGCUGUCCUCCGCAUCACUCAAGGGCUUGGCCCCGAAGAAUUAAAACAGAAAGCGCGGCGCUGCGUGAGCAAGCACUGCUGCGAGAUCCUGAAGGAUCCUGCGCAGCUGAAGGAGCUGGACAAGACGACUCUGUGUGAACUCUUAGACAGAGGAGACACCAGUGGGCUCAGUGAACUGGAACUGUUUCAGGCAGCUGUAGGCUGGCUGGACCACGACAGCGCACGCUGGAAAGACGCAGCUGACGUUCUGCGGCCCAUCCGGUUUCCCUUUAUACCGCUCCCAGAUUUGCAGACGUUUGUCCAGGAAAUACCCAUCAUGAAGACCGAGCCUGCUUGCCGCCGGUACCUUCAAGAAGCUCUGGACUACCACAUCCAGCCAUACACGCAGCCAGUUCUCCAGAGCGAGCACACUCAGGUUCGCAACAGGAACGACAUGCUGAUCGUCCUGGGGGGCAGAUCGGCAGACAACGCCAUCUGCGGGGACGUGUGGGCUGCUGACCCGCACUGCCAUUUAUGGAAGACGAUCGGGAAGCUGAGCAGGCCCGUGUAUAAUCACUGCGUGGCCGUCCUCCGUGACUUUGUUUUCGUGAUGGGGGGCCAGGAAAGCUUUGACCCGACAGGCCAGCAUCCUUCAAACAAGGUGUUCAGGUUUGACCCUCGCCACAACACGUGGCUGCAGCUGGCGAGCCUGCUGGUCCGGAGGACCCGCUUCUUCGCAGGGGUGCUGAACGAGCGACUCGUGGCUGUGGGGGGUGGAGCGCUGCUGGGGACGCUGACCAACACAACAGAGGAGUACCUCCCGGCCAAGAACAAGUGGUGGCCCCUCACGCCCUUUCCGGUGCCAGUGGCCGACCACGCGGGGACGACCCACAGGGGCAUCUUGUACAUCUCAGGGGGCUUUGCUGAGGGCCAGACCUUGUGCACCAUGUACAGCUACCUCUCCCGCCUACGCUGCUGGAUCAGGAACCGGCCGAUGGCUUUUGCCCGCUGCGAUCAUGGCAUGGCAACAGUGGGAGACAGAAUCUUCUGCCUCGGAGGAAGGGCUCUGACAAACGCCCAGGAAUGGGUUCCUGUGAGUGAGGCGGAGUAUUACUGCCCUGCCACCGAUCGAUGGGCCCGGCUCCAUCUCUCGGCCAUCGACCUUUGCCACUUCAGCCUCACCACGACUCAGCUUCAGCUGUACGUCACGGGCGGAGGGACUCUGCGGCGGAGGAGUAAAGAGGACGGUGUCUGGGUCUGCCACCCCAGCAGGAGAACGUGGGAAAAGGUCGGUUGUUUGCCCCGGGCUCUGGCGGAUCACGCCUGCUGCUUCGUUCAUGUGCCACGCUGGAUUGCAAGCCCGCGAGAACCGCAGAGAGAGGGGCCUUCAGAUGACCCGCUCAGCGUGCUAGAGGAAAACUCUGACCCAAGGGUUUUUUCUGGGUGACCCUCGGGGAAAUGAACUGGCAACAGUUUUGCUCUGAGGCCCCAACCCUGGAGAAAUGCAGCAUUCACAGAACAAAACUGAGU
Messenger RNA from Python bivittatus (Burmese python), 2931 nucleotides. Its product is annotated as kelch-like protein 9. Lineage: Eukaryota; Metazoa; Chordata; Lepidosauria; Squamata; Pythonidae. The record is from RefSeq and is a predicted model, not a curated record. Gene Ontology annotation, molecular function: protein binding.